Salvia miltiorrhiza (redroot sage) is the source of this 2144-nucleotide messenger RNA. Its product is annotated as KIN17-like protein. The transcript is spliced from 4 exons. The record is from RefSeq and is a predicted model, not a curated record. Bases 288 to 1481 code for a protein of 397 amino acids. NCBI's taxonomy places the organism in Eukaryota, Viridiplantae, Streptophyta, Magnoliopsida, Lamiales, Lamiaceae. Gene Ontology annotation, molecular function: double-stranded DNA binding. Gene Ontology annotation, biological process: DNA damage response; DNA replication. Gene Ontology annotation, cellular component: nucleus.
AUUUCUUUAUUUUCUUGAAUAAGUUAUCAAAAAAAAAAAAGUAUACGUUCAACAAAACUGAAAAAAAUUGCAAUAAAAUCCUAUACUAUCGUCUCAAAAAUUUUGAAGGUGUUCCCAUUUUAUGGUUAUAAUAAUUGUUGGAUUUAUGAGAAGGAUGUCGUCGAUAAUGGCAGUCAUAUAGUAUUAGAUAUUGCUAUCAUUGUUGGAACCCCCAAUUCACAAACCCUAAACUACUAAAAUCCCUAUAAUUCGGCAACCAACCCUCAAAUUCGCCCGAAUUUCCUGAAAUGGGGAAGAACGAAUUCCUAACCCCAAAGGCGAUCGCGAACCGGAUCAAGGCAAAAGGUCUGCAGAAGCUGCGAUGGUACUGCCAGAUGUGCCAAAAGCAAUGCCGCGACGAGAACGGAUUCAAAUGCCAUUGUAUGAGCGAAUCGCACCAACGCCAGAUGCAGGUCUUCGGCCAGAACCCCACACGAAUCAUCAGCGGCUACUCCGAGGAGUUCGAGACCAUGUUCCUCGAGCACAUGAAGCGGAGCCACCGCUUCAGCCGCAUCGCCGCCACCGUCGUCUACAACGAGUACAUCGCCGACCGCAACCACGUCCACAUGAAUUCCACCCAGUGGGCAACGCUGACGGAGUUCAUCAAGUAUUUGGGGAAGACCGGCAAGUGCAAGGUCGAAGAGACCCCCAAAGGCUGGUUCAUCACUUACAUCGAUAACGAUUCGGAGACUUUGUUCAAGGAGAGGAUGAAGAAUAAGCGGCUUAAGGCGGAUAUGGUGGAGGAGGAGAAGAUGGAGAGGGAGAUUCAGAAGCAAAUUGAGCGAGCUGAGCAGAUGAUGGGGAGCGACAAGGGUGGGGAAGAAGAGGGAAUUGCUAAAUCGAGAAUGUUGGAGAAGAAUGAUGAGGAGGGCGGUGCAAAGAUCAAGUUGAGCUUGGGGCAGUCGAAGAAGAACGCUGAGAUGAAUGGAAAACGGGGGGAUAGUACUAAAAUGUUGUUUGAUGAGGUCGAGCCAGAGAGUAUUAGUGGGAAGCGGAGGAGGGAAGGCGAGGGUUCAAGUAAGAAUGCAUCAGUUUUAGAUGAGUUGAUGAAGGAGGAGGAGAAAGCUAAGGAAAGGAUCAAUAGGAAGGACUAUUGGGUUUGCCCAGGGAUUGUUGUGAAAGUUAUGAGUAAAGCUUUGGUGGAUAAGGGGUAUUACAAGCAGAAGGGCGUCGUGCGUAAGGUGAUUGAUAAAUACUGUGGGGAGAUUGAGAUGCUCGAGAAUAAGCAUGUUUUGAGGGUUGAUCAGGAGGAGCUGGAGACGGUUCUUCCUCAGAUAGGGGGUCUUGUCAAGAUAGUAAAUGGGGCAUAUCGUGGUCAGAUUGCGAGGUUGUUGGCAAUUGAUACUGAUAGAUUUUGUGCCAAGGUGCAGAUUGAGAAGGGAAUAUAUGAUGGAAGAGUUCUCAAAGCUGUUGAGUAUGAAGAUAUUUGCAAACUAGCCUAGUGAGAUAUGCAUCUUGGGAAUGUAUUAUGUUCUGCUCAGUAGUUGGUUUUGAUCAUCUGUUCUAAUUGUAUCCAGGCAAUAUUUUACAGUUACACUGGGGAUCUUCCGAAAGCUCUACAUCACUUUCUUGAGUGUGGAAUCUGGCAGAAAGCGCACUCUGUUUUCUUAACUUCAGUUGCACCUUCUCUGUUUUUGUCAGGAUACUCUUGAUAACAAGAAUGAUGCAUGUGCUUGAGCAAGUCUCUGGCAGUUUGGGGCAACAAAUUAUCAGUCGAAGCAAGAGCCGUGUUCUCAAAGAUGGCAGAAGAAAUCUCCAGUCUGCUUCUUUCUGAUAGCGGCGAGCUAGGGUUUGCCAGACGAGGAUCAACUGAGCUGCUUUUAAACCGUUUUUAGGGCACCCAUGCCGGAAGACCUUGGCUCGUAUCAUUUACAGGAUGCUCUUUCACUUUUCACUUGUCAUCUUUCUGAGAUGGCACAAUAAUAAUUCCUCCCAUUGGAACCGUUUCUUUUCUGAUUAACUUCUGCAACUCGACGAUACUAAGUUCUUCAAGCUUUCAGCGUAUGUUCUUGCACAUACUCAUGCAUCUGGGUUAUUUUCGUUGUUUUCCAUAAUUCUUGAUUGAUAGCGCUUUGAGAUGAAAAAUUUAGUGUCCUGUUUGUAAA